Cololabis saira (Pacific saury) is the source of this 883-nucleotide messenger RNA. RefSeq lists its product as uncharacterized. The record is from RefSeq and is a predicted model, not a curated record. Lineage: Eukaryota; Metazoa; Chordata; Actinopteri; Beloniformes; Belonidae. Gene Ontology annotation, biological process: proteolysis. Gene Ontology annotation, molecular function: serine-type endopeptidase activity. The transcript has 5 exons. The coding region runs from base 95 to 814 and encodes 239 amino acids.
GAGGAGUUCCUCAUUACAAGGCUUGUGCGCUUUGUUCCGAGUGAAUCCAUUCUAGCAAGAAUAAAACUUCUGUGAAGACCAUCUCGGCAGCGUGAUGAAGACUUGUGUGGUCCUUGCUCUCUUUCUGAUGGCAGGUGUGUCUCUUGGAGACAUCCAGAAGAGAAUCACUGGUGGCAGGCCGUGCACCAAGGCUGAGUCCAAACAUUUUGUUUUCUUGGAGAUAAAAAACCCAGUAACUGGCAAAACUUUCAUUUGUUCUGGUUCCGUCGUUGGGAAUGGACACUGGAUUCUCACUGCAAAACACUGCGAUGCAUUUGGAACGAUUGGCAGAAUCUUCAGAAGGUUCGUCAUUAAGGACAUCACCUUAGGGACAGAAACCACGAACAACAUCCAUAAACACCCGACUGCUGAUGUCAUGCUGAUCAAAGUGAACACCAAAUUGACUCCCAUCCCCUUCAGCUCUGACGCUGACUGCCUCUUCAUCUCAAACCAAUUAGUGGCCAAGAAAUCUGUGACGAUGCUGUUUGUUGCUCGGGACACCAAAGCGGGUCCAGAUACAGUCAUGUGUGCAGACAUCGAGGUGAACGGAUGUGUUUCUGCGAGUCAGUCACCUGAAUGGUGUUUCUACGGGGAUCCUGUCGGCUGUCAGUUCUGUGGGGGGGAUUCUGGUGCAGGAUAUAUUUAUAAUAACGCUCUGUCUAUAGUUGAAAAAGGAUCUGGAACCACUAGUGGAGGCAAAAAAGUCGAAUUUGGACACACGGUCUGUGAUCCAAAAAUGCGUAAAUGGAUUGAUGAUACCAUGAAAAAGCCCUAGCCCUAAAAGAGUCCCAGUUUGUUUGUGAGCAACAAUAAAGAGACGUCAGGUCUCCUUAAGAGCAUAAAA